CGCCGUGUCCCAAGCAAGACGAGGACCAACUUUAUAUCCUCGCAUAAAGAAACUUCGUAAUUCUCAGUCAGAAGGUGAAUUUGAAACCAACAAGCUCCUCCGUGACUUCCCACAGCUUGGCCGCGACAGCCUGGGAUCCAGCCAUGCGGCGAAAGCUUGUCGUUUGCCACUUUCGAAUCGUCCAGAUACGCGCCCGGUGUAUCUUCUAGGCGCGGGUCGAACGCCGCCGCCACAGUCGUCGCAGAGCCCUCCGGGAUCGACUUCCAACGGAACUUCUCUGGAUUGGGCGAGCCAUCAGGCAGGAGAAUGCCCGCCUCCUUCUGUUGUUGUAUACUCUCCUCCGUUGAAUUGAUGUUCGUGAAGAUGACUGUGCAAUGGAUGAAGCUCGGCAUCUGUUAUCGAGCAGGGGAACUAUAUAAUCACCUCCAGGAUGCAGACUAUAGCUC
Mycena citricolor is the source of this 446-nucleotide messenger RNA. NCBI's taxonomy places the organism in Eukaryota, Fungi, Basidiomycota, Agaricomycetes, Agaricales, Mycenaceae. The record is from the annotation of a GenBank genome assembly.